AUGUUGUCGAAACGUUUUGAGUUCGGACGUCUGUGCAAUGGGACGCUUCCCAUGCCUGGGUCCCCAAGGCAGCGGCAUAGCAAGAUAGCUCCUCUGCCAGUCUGUGGAGAAUGCCUGGGCACAGAGGCUCGCAAUCCAAGUGGUCAUCCUGAGGAGCUUAUUUCCUGUGAUGAAUGUCGAAGCUCUGCCCAUCCAUCUUGCCUUAAAUUCAGUGUUGAGCUCACACAGCGAGUCAAGUCACUGAAAUGGCAAUGCAUGGAAUGCAAAACUUGCACCUCUUGUGGCAGGCGCCCUGAAGAAGGAUCUUUCCUGAUCUGCAGCACAUGUGAUAGAGGCUUCCAUGAGGAGUGUGCUCAGGCAAAGCUUGAACGGGGUUCCCACUCUCCCUGGGUGUGCCCUCUGUGUGUUCUCAGCUGUGGCAGCAAGAAGGGCCUUUCUGCCACUCCCAAGGCAGCUCUGGUCUCUUCUCCAAAAUCUAGUCACAGAGGGAAGUCCUCGCCUAGAGCCUCCAAAGAUGAAACACAGAAUAUUGUUGAAGUAUUCACACCAAAAAGUUCCAAGAGCAAGAAGAAGCCUGCAGCUCCAGAGGCAGAGAAGGUGGCUUCAGCUGAGCCAGAUGGUAGGCAAAUGAGAAAUCACACCUCUUCUGAUAGCGAGAGUGGGGGUGAAAGCUUGGACAAGGUGUCGGUGGAGAAAAUGCGCUUCUUCUGCCGUCGAUUCAAACUUGAGGGUUCCUUCGAUGGGCAGCAGAGCUGCUCAAAACUCAUUCGUGACAACUGGUCUUCGCUUAUGGGGCAGAAAAAAUUACUUGAGCCUCAGCUGCCCUCCAAGGGUUCAAAAAAGAUCAAACUCUCACCCAAUUUGGGUAUGUCUCGAGUGCUGCUGACAGCAGCACCAAAGAGGGGAGGAAGGGGAAAAAGUCAGUCUGAAACCAAUAUAGAAUAUGGUCAGGAAAACUUUGUAUCUGCUAUACUCUGGAAGGGGACUGAAGUCCUGAGGGGGAACAAGUUGAUGAAGUGGAAUUCAUGCAUGGUGAAAGUGGCAAGACCGAGUCUUCCUUCUGGUGUCACAUUGCGGGACUAUGAGAUGUUCAAGAAAGCCCAGGAGAUAGCAGCAGAGGCCACACCAUUGAUAAACUUGAAUGAUCCAGCCACAGUGGCUAAUGGCAGGUGCCCUGCAUCAGUUGAGUUUGGCAAAUAUGAGAUCCAGACAUGGUAUUCUUCGCCUUAUCCUCAAGAAUAUGCAAGCUUGCAUGUGGGUAUCCUUGAACUUGAUAUUGAGGAAAUUCUCGUGCAUUCCUCGAAAGACCUUCUCGUAGUCUCCGAAGCUCUGGGCCACGUGCAGGACGUGGUAGAAGCGAGCUGGGUCGGACGUGUUGUCCUGGAGCUUCUCCAGGUGAUGCUGGCGGCCUGA
This is a messenger RNA of Darwinula stevensoni, 1413 nucleotides long. The record is from the annotation of a GenBank genome assembly. NCBI's taxonomy places the organism in Eukaryota, Metazoa, Arthropoda, Ostracoda, Podocopida, Darwinulidae.